AGAGCUGCAGUGAGGACAUUGCUGACAUUUCUCACCUAGAACAAGCCAGGUUGUGUGUGCAGUUCUGUGCUAACCUGGUGUGCUGAGAAACCAGAAUUCUAGCAGCCCAGCAGAGCCACCAUGGUGCACUGGACAGCCGAGGAGAAGCAGCUCAUCACCGGCCUCUGGGCCAAGGUCAACGUGGAGGAGUGUGGGGCUGAGGCUCUGGCCAGGCUGCUGAUCGUCUACCCCUGGACCCAGAGGUUCUUUGACAACUUUGGGAACCUGUCCAGCCCCACGGCCAUCCUGGGCAACCCCAAGGUGCGUGCCCAUGGCAAGAAGGUGCUGACCUCCUUUGGGGAGGCCGUCAAGAACCUGGACAGCAUCAAGAAAACCUUCGCCCAGCUGUCUGAGCUGCACUGUGAGAAGCUGCACGUGGACCCCGAGAACUUCAGGCUGCUGGGUGACAUCCUGGUCAUCGUGCUGGCCGCCCACUUCGGCAAGGACUUCACCCCCGCCUGCCAGGCCACGUGGCAGAAGCUGGUGGGGCUGGUGGCCCACGCCCUGGCCCUCAAGUACCACUAACGCCUCGGGAGGCAUCUGUGUGUGGCAGGCAAUAAAAAACACAUUUUCUGCA
This is a messenger RNA of Ficedula albicollis (Collared flycatcher), 616 nucleotides long. Its product is annotated as hemoglobin subunit rho. Gene Ontology annotation, biological process: hydrogen peroxide catabolic process; oxygen transport. The record is from RefSeq and is a predicted model, not a curated record. NCBI's taxonomy places the organism in Eukaryota, Metazoa, Chordata, Aves, Passeriformes, Muscicapidae. The transcript has 4 exons. Gene Ontology annotation, molecular function: heme binding; organic acid binding; oxygen binding. Gene Ontology annotation, cellular component: blood microparticle; haptoglobin-hemoglobin complex; hemoglobin complex. Bases 121 to 564 code for a protein of 147 amino acids.